AAUAUUUUAUCGGCGGCUGCGAUAAAUAUAAAUAUAUACAUUUGUUUGUGUUAUUUUUAAUUAAUUGUUAGUACUCAAAAACAACAACAAAUUCAAAAAAUUUCAAGUCAAAAAUUGACUGGAAGUUUAGUUAAUGAAGAAAAAAGAAGAAGAUUUUCGCAACAGAGAAGCUGGGAAUAACAUUUGCUUUGUGUGUUGCAUUUAAGAUUUUUUUGCAAAGUUUGCAGUGGUGUUAGUGUGCAUUGUGCAUUGUAUACCGAGGACCUAAACAGAGAUUGAUGCCCCUUGAUCUGGAUUGUAGAACAAAAAGGAACGAAUAAAAGUAAUGUCUUUUAAUGCAUCACCUUCUCCGUCGCUGGGAUUAAAUUCCCCAUCCGGAGUUCCAUUAUCUACAGCAGGUCGCAGCAAUUAUAAAGAUAUAUAUGACCUAUUGGAACGUUUGUGUAAAAGCUUUACAGGCGCCAAAAGCAAUCACAGGGAUAUUUUACGCCAUGUAACCCAGUACAUAUCAAAUUGCCCCUCAGCUUUGGGUUCCACUAUGCCUUAUGAUGAAUCUUCAUUGUUAACCAAAAUAACUCAACAUCUUAAUGCAACGCAGGCAUCUGGCACAGCUCACACUGCAUCUAUUUUAAGGGGAUCGAGCGGUGGUUCGACAAACAAUGCCGCCUUGUUCCUGAACUUAAAUGAACAAUUAAAAUCCAGUCAAUUGGAAGCACGUCAGCGAAACGCUUUGCUGACAUUCCUUUUAUUUAUGGCAGAUUCGAAAUACACCACGGAGAAUGGUUCUUCCAGUAAUCCUAGUGUGCCACCGAGCUUUUCUCGCACACGCUACAGCAACCCAAAUGCUUUCUUACCACCAAAUAAUACCAUACAAACACUAAGAGGUCACACAUUUCACAAGGCACAAAAUUCCACACCUUUUGUGGGGAAUGGAGGGGUAUCCUCCGGCAUUUAUAAUUCCUCUGAAAUUAAUCACAAAAUAUCAGUUUUAAGGCAAUCGAAUUAUCAAACAGGCAAUCAUAGUGGUUCUGAAAACGAUUCGACACCAUCCUCGGUUAGUAUGAUACCCACAGCUGCGAGUACCCAAUUUCCCCUUAGAGCCGGUAGCAUUGGUCCAGACCCAAGCAAAAUGUUGGAAACGCAAAGCAAUAUCAAUGAUGACAUUGUACAAAAUGUCAUUUAUGCCUUUACCGGAAUUCCAGGAAAAUAUCUCAAGAAAGAUGUUGUUUCAGGCAAAUUCAAAUUAGAUGUCAAAGCUAAGAAUCUUAAUGUUGUGCAAGCGGGUAUGAUGUUACGUCUAGCUGAGCUAGGCUAUUAUCAUGAUCUGGUCAAGUCAUAUACAGACACCAAGAGUGGUUUGUGUGCCUUGGGAUUAAUGGGCCAGGGAUUUAUAUCAGCUCUGAGAGCAGAAUUGACAAAGUAUUAUGGCAUGGUUGCCUUGUUACAGGAACAGCUGAAUAAACAAAAACAAACGGAAAAGGGUGCACUGCAUAGCAUUACAAAUCGGCAGGAACGAUUGACUUUAAUGAAAAUUCUGGUGUGGUCUGUGGAUCCGUUACAAAGGCUACAAUUACUCGCAGCAAUUGCAGAGGCAUGCCAGGAGAAGAAAGGUGGUGCUUUGGCCUCUACGGUCCAUGGUUUCUUGAGUAGUGGCAAUCCAAUGGUUAAGAACUUGGCCAAAGAACUACUGGUGGCAAUAUGUGGCCCUUUGUAUCAAAUGCUUACCAAGUGGUUAUUGGAGGGUGAGAUUUGUGAUCCUCAUGGUGAAUUUUUUAUUGAAUGCCUUGUUGAGGUGGGUCCAGAUCGCCUUUGGCACGAUAAGUAUCGUGUGCGUUCAUCAAUGUUGCCGAAUUUUGUGACCACCGAUAUGGCUAAUAAGAUUUUGGUAACAGGGAAAAGCAUCAAUUUUCUGUGUGAAAUAUGUGAGGAUAAACAACCGGUGAAGGGCAGAGAUGAGCUAAGGCAGUGCAUAGAAGAAAAUGCUGAGCACAUUUUCUCCGCAGUGGCUGAUACAAAAUUGCACUCAACCAUAGAUUCAAUUUAUUUGAAUACUUCAAAGCGUGUCCUUGACAUUGUUAUGGGUCCACAUAAAUUACUGGAACACUUACAGGCAAUGCGCCGCUACUUGUUGCUGGGCCAGGGCGAUUUUAUCGGCAUUUUAAUGGAAAACUUAAAAUCUGAGCUGGAUAAACCUGCCAAAGAAUUGUAUUCUUAUGAUUUGUCUUCCAUCAUGGAUGCUGCCAUACGUUCAACCAAUGCCCAAUAUGAUGAUCCAGAAAUCCUUAAUCAUUUAGAUGUCAGAUUAAUGUCGCCCUGUGAUGGUGAUAUUGGUUGGGACAUACUCUCAUUACAGUAUACCGUAAGAGGUCCCCUGGCUACAAUGCUCGAACCAUCAAUGCGCAUUUAUCAAGUGUUGUUUAAACCGCUCUGGCGUAUGAAACAUAUGGAAUUUGUAUUAUCAUCAAAAAUAUGGAAAGAUCAGAAAUGCAAUUCAAAGCCCCUGCGACCAAUGGCAGCCGAGUUGGAUAAGGUCCUUUAUCGUCUACAUCUGUUCACAUCCGAAAUGAUACAUUUUAUCCAUCAAAUGCAAUAUUAUAUACUCUUCGAAGUUAUCGAGUGCUCCUGGGCUGAGCUUCAAGAAAAAGUGCAAAAUGCCAAGGCCUUGGACGACAUACUCAAUGCUCAUGAUGAAUUUUUGACCACCAUCAAAUGUGGAGCAUUUUUAGAUUCGAAUUCUGGUGAUCUAUGUCACAAUAUGGAAACCGUGUACGAGGCCAUUGUGCGUCUGGAAGUGUGGCAAGAUAAAUUCUAUGAGCUAUGCUUUCGUGAAUUGAAUUCGCGCAAAGAAUUCGAUAAAGAUGUACUGGAGUCAGAGAAAUUGGGUAAAUUUGGUGUAACGGCUGAAAAGAAAUUGGAGCGAGAUCAAGAACAUAAAAUAUUCGAACAAACUCUUAGCAGUUAUCACAAAUCAUUGGAGAAUAUUGGUGGUGAUUAUGAGGCGGCAGUACGUUGCUUUUUGCUGGCCCUCAAUUCGAAUAAUGAUCAUAAUUUGCAAUUGUUUGGCAUACGUUUGGAUUUCAACGAGUACUAUAAGAAGCGAGAUCAACGUCUGGGUGUACCCUUGACAUUUGAACACAUGCGUAUGAGUAAUAUUUAUUUUAAUAACAGUAAAAGCCUAUUGGGUAGUCGCAUAAAUUGACAGCACCACCAGGAACAGCAGGAGAACGAGAAGAAGAAUUUCGAUGAUGAUGAUGAUAAUGCCCAGGAUACGGCUGCCAACAUUUUGCCUUCAUCUAUCGUUGAUAAUAAUAACGAUAGCAAUUUCACCUUUCAACGAUCCUCGUCAACGGAACAUGGUGCACAUUUAUUAAAUUCUUGUUGUCUUCACAAUGGAAAGAAGAGGGGCGAUAAAGACAACUUAACCGAGGAAACCCAAUUACUUAAAUUUCUUCUCGAAAGAUAUCGCCAUUUAUGUAGUAGUGACACUAGCUUUAAGACUCAGCCUUAUGAACAAAUUACCUGCUUGCAAAGAAAAGAGAAUACAAAACAAUAUGCUUAUGCCGCCAAUAACAGAGAUGAUGAUGGUGAUACUGGUGCAGAUACUUAUAGUAACGAUAACGAUGGUAAUAUGAAACGUCCUUUGAUUUUAAAUGAAAAUCGAUUUUAUGAGCCUAGAAAAGAAAUGAUUUUACAAACAUGUUGUCGUAUAUUGUAAAACCAGAGCAAAGAAACAAAAAAUGUAAGGAAGAAGACAAAAAAAAAAAAAGAAUAAAAUAACUAAAAUGUUUGGAA
Messenger RNA from Musca domestica (house fly), 3792 nucleotides. It is a transcript of the gene Grip91, whose product is annotated as gamma-tubulin complex component 3. The record is from RefSeq and is a predicted model, not a curated record. Gene Ontology annotation, molecular function: gamma-tubulin binding; microtubule minus-end binding. Gene Ontology annotation, biological process: meiotic cell cycle; spindle assembly; microtubule nucleation. Lineage: Eukaryota; Metazoa; Arthropoda; Insecta; Diptera; Muscidae. Gene Ontology annotation, cellular component: equatorial microtubule organizing center; spindle pole; gamma-tubulin small complex. Bases 326 to 3199 code for a protein of 957 amino acids. The transcript has 7 exons.